Molecule: messenger RNA, 1416 nt
Organism: Trypanosoma cruzi
Lineage: Eukaryota; Euglenozoa; Kinetoplastea; Trypanosomatida; Trypanosomatidae
Product: surface protease GP63, putative
Exons: 1
Coding region: 1-1416 (471 amino acids)
Biological process (GO): cell adhesion; proteolysis
Cellular component (GO): cytoplasm; membrane
Molecular function (GO): metalloendopeptidase activity
Source: RefSeq, a predicted model, not a curated record
AUGGCGGUGUCCACGGAGGAUCUGGAGAGAGGCACGAACAAGAGGAAGAAGUACUGCGAAGAGGGAGAGGAUGAGUGCUACAAUGCAUUGGGGCACAGGGUGUCAUGCAAAGCAGAGCAUUUCCUGACGGAGGCAAAGAAACAAUCGCACACUGGAAAGAUUCUUCCCGGUGCCGUCAAACUGCACACUGAGCGACUCCUUGUGAAACCCACUGGUGGGACGAUAACUGUACCGAGGGCUAUGAAUGGACCGUGCAGCCACUUUACGGUUCCUACCAGGCACAAGAGUGACGGUGUGCCGAAUGCAGAUUUUAUCAUCUACGCUGCUGCUAGGCCAUCAGGCACGAAUAGCAGGGCUGUGUGGACGGCCGCGUGCAACACAUUGACAGAUCUUCGCCCCUACAUUGGCGCCAUGAACUUUGAUCCGAAGUACUUGACUGACACGGCGUGGGGCGUUCGCGUUGCCGCACACGAAAUUGCGCAUGCACUUGGGUUCAGCCAGGAGAGCAUGAGAGAAAAGAGUCUGCUGAAGAAGCGAGAGAGAAGUGUGCGUGGGAAGCACCGCAGGAUGGUGGCAGGGAAGCACGUUCAGGAGAAGACGAAAGCGCACUUUGGUUGUAAGUCUCUCGAGGGCAUGGAGCUGGAGGACGAAGAUGGCCCUCGGGAAAAAGAAAUCCCUCACUGGAAGGGACGCCACGCGCGGGACGAGCUGAUGGCCCCCGCAGUUGGUGCCGGCUACUACACGGCUCUGACGAUGGCGGUUUUCGCGGAUAUGGGAUACUACCGCGUGAAUUGGAGCAUGGCGGAGCCGAUGAGCUGGGGCAGCCGCAGUGGCUGCGACUUCCUGGAGAAGAAGUGCAAUACAACCGAUAAUCUUGCCGCCAAGUAUCCUCACAUGUUUUGCGAUGCUACCGACACAGAGACGCUUCGCUGCACCUCCGACCGCCGUCACGUUGGGACGUGCACCGCAAGCAUCGUUGAGGACAAGGGGAGUCUGGUGGAUAAGGACGUUUGCCCUGUCGUUUCUUCCGAAUUUUACGAAAUAUCGUCUGGGACAACGUACAGGACGUGCUCGGACGAAAAUGUGGAUUAUCUCCCUUGGUCGCUGAUUGGCGGUGACUCGUGGUGCCUGAACGCGGAAUUACUGGAGACGAAGGACGGUAAUGGCCAUAAAAGCGUCAAGGGAGUGUGCGCGCAGGUGUCGUGUGAGGAGGGCACAGUGAGGGUGAGGCACCUCGGCAGCAGUGGGUUUCAGCCUUGCCCUGAGGACACUGACAUCCCAGUGACGUUGAAAGAUUUUCAGGAAGAUGGGAGGAUCAAGUGCCCCACGUACGGCGAGGUGUGCACCUUUGCCGCGAACGGCAGCAGUCUUGUCGUUCCGAGUGCGUUGGUGGAUGGACAGGGUGACGAGCAAUAG